Molecule: messenger RNA, 2727 nt
Organism: Onychomys torridus (southern grasshopper mouse)
Lineage: Eukaryota; Metazoa; Chordata; Mammalia; Rodentia; Cricetidae
Gene: Slc39a9
Product: solute carrier family 39 member 9
Exons: 7
Coding region: 699-1622 (307 amino acids)
Biological process (GO): transmembrane transport; zinc ion transport
Cellular component (GO): membrane
Molecular function (GO): metal ion transmembrane transporter activity
Source: RefSeq, a predicted model, not a curated record
AGGGGGCGGUGAGACAAUCCGGAAGUGGGAGUAAUGAAGAGGUGCCACUUGGCGGCCAUGGCAGCUGUAGUAUUGGCGACUCAGGGUCAGGGCCUGGCUGAGGGACGUACCAUGGGCAGCACCCGGUGUAGGGCAGAGACAGCGUUGUAUCGACUCUGCUGUUGAGUCCUCGGGGCCCAUUGUUGACUUGCGGGACAGCUCGCUCGACGCCAGACUUGGAAGGGAGUUUGCUGGGACUGGUGGGCUGGUCCCUGGGGGCGGAUCACCUGCGGGGCCACCCUAGGGAACCAGGUACCGACCGAGGUGAAGACACUUAGGUUUACUUGUUUCCUGCUGCUACCAGACACACUGUCUCGGGGAGUGGGUCGUUUUGUCACCCUCAUUCUGAAGAUUGAAGAGAUCCCUUUCGCACGGUUUCUCCAUCUGUUUCCUACCGGAGUCCCGGUGAUUGGCAUCCAAGAACCUAAGCUUGAGCAAAGUUUUCUCUGGUGCUAGUAUCAGCCAAAAAAAGGAGCCUGCGUCUUAGUACGCAGGAGAGCAGCGUGAUUCGUGAACACACCGGCUGGUGGCAAGGUUGAAAAGAAGAGGGGAACUCCCCUGCUCUCUUGGAAAAACCACACGUUUCAAGAGUCUAAGCGCCUUUUCAAGCCGCUGGAAUUUUGAAACCUGGUGGUGGAGGGCGACUACAGGAGGGCAGAAUGGAUGAUUUUCUCUCCAUUAGUCUGCUGUCUUUGGCAAUGUUGGUGGGAUGUUACGUGGCUGGAAUCAUUCCUUUGGCUGUUAAUUUCUCAGAGGAACGCCUGAAGCUGGUGACGGUGCUGGGCGCUGGGCUUCUCUGUGGAACUGCACUGGCGGUGAUCGUGCCUGAAGGGGUGCAUGCACUUUAUGAGGAGGUUCUGGAGGGAAAACACCACCAAGCCAGUGAAACCAAGCAGAAUGUGAUUGCGUCAGACAAAGCAGCAGAGAUGUCAGUUGUCCAUGAACAUGAGCUCAGCCACGACCACACACAGCUGCAUGCCUACAUAGGUGUGUCCCUUGUACUGGGCUUCGUGUUCAUGUUGCUAGUGGACCAGAUUGGCAGCUCCCAUGUGCAUUCCACUGACGAUCCAGAAACAGCAAGGCCUAGCAGUUCCAAAAUCACCACCACGCUGGGGCUGGUCGUUCACGCUGCAGCCGAUGGUGUAGCUUUGGGAGCCGCAGCUUCUACUUCACAGACUAGUGUCCAGCUCAUUGUGUUUGUAGCAAUAAUGCUACACAAGGCUCCAGCAGCAUUUGGACUGGUUUCCUUCCUGAUGCAUGCUGGCCUGGAGCGGAAUCGAAUUAGAAAGCACUUGCUGGUAUUUGCAUUGGCAGCACCAGCCAUGUCCAUGCUGACAUACUUAGGAUUAAGUAAGAGCAGUAAAGAAGCCCUUUCAGAGGUCAAUGCCACUGGAGUGGCCAUGCUGUUCUCGGCCGGGACAUUUCUUUAUGUUGCCACCGUCCAUGUCCUCCCUGAGGUGGGUGGAAUGGGACACAGCCACAAGGCCGACACUGGAGGGAGAGGCCUCAGCCGCCUUGAGGUGGCAGCCCUGGUUCUGGGUUGCCUCAUCCCACUCAUCCUGUCAAUAGGACACCAGCAUUAACGGUCAGGUUCUGGCCUCAGGCCAUGGCCAUUGCCAUCCAGGAAGAAGAGCUAGCGUGUGACGCUCCUCACCUCCUCAGUGUUUUGUCUCACCUUGUCCACCUCCACCGUGUUCCUAGAGCCCGAGGGAGGUGAGAGUCCGUCGUGAAGAAGUAGAACAGCGUGCAGCAGGAGCACUGUCCUCAGACAGGGACUGUGUUCUCUUUAGGGACUUUGACAUGCCGCGUUCUGAUGGUUCUCUUUAGGGACUUUGACAUGCCGCGUUCUGAUGGUUCUCUUUAGGGACUUUGACAUGCCGCGUUCUGAUGGUUCUCUUUAGGGACUUUGACAUGCCGCGUUCUGAUGGUUCUCUUUAGGGACUUUGACAUGCCGCGUUCUGAUGGUUCUCUUUAGGGACUUUGACAUGCCGCAUUCUGAUGGUUCUCUUUACCCUAGUCUCAGGGAAGAUGGAAUUUAGUUUUAAAGAAAAGUGGAGAACUUCAUACCAUGAAGUAGUGAUUAUGAAAAUACAGUGUUCUGUAAUUAAGCUCAGUUUUCCCCUUAGUUUAGAGGCUCUACCACCUCCCCAUUGGUUUUUCUCGUGGUUCUUACCGUGUAAGACGGUGCAUCAGCACCUGUGCCCCAUGCCUUGAGAGAAGGGGGCAACACUCACCCUCUUAGAUACUAAAGGUUAGAGUAAGGAGAAGAAGGCCAGGAGACGCAGCUGACCUGGACCUGAAAGAGACAUCCAUCGAAAGGAGAUGUCUAGAGGCUUAAACAACUCUUUUGCACGUGCCUCCCUAAAUAGAGCCUGCCCUUCCUUCCAGUAGAGCAUUUUGAAGAGGGGUCUGGUGUCUUACAGCAUUUUUCUGAAGUAUCCUUCACAGGGUCCCUGUCUGCAGCACAUUCUUCCAGAAGAGCCAGGAUCUGUUCAGGCACAGGCUUUCCUUCAACAACAGUAUGACCACAGUGAAAUUAAGGGGUGUUAACUUUUUCUGGGAAUUUGGAUAGUAACUGACAUCUUUGUAGUACCUUUUAUAAAGUAACACUAUCUCAAAGUAUGUUGUCCUUUUCUGCUAAGUCAGUGGUUCUCAACCUUCCUAACGUUGCAACCCUUUAAUACAGUU